Coregonus sp. 'balchen' is the source of this 1578-nucleotide messenger RNA. The record is from the annotation of a GenBank genome assembly. NCBI's taxonomy places the organism in Eukaryota, Metazoa, Chordata, Actinopteri, Salmoniformes, Salmonidae.
AUGGACGUUCAUUUGAGAGGCUGCAGUUGGAAAGGCCUUACAUGCACUGAGUGCAGAGUACUCUUCCAUAAUAGGAAGGCCCUGCAGAACCAUAACGUUUCGGUUCACGGACAACUUUCCACUAUGUGUGCCGUUUGCGGCAGAGGGCCUUUCACUAAUAUGGACUUCCAUUUGAGGAGCUGCUCUAGGGAUUGGUCCUUCCAAUGCUCUGAGUGCAAAGUACAAUUUCCUUCAGAGAAAUCCCUGGUGGACCAUACUUUUCACUAUCACAGUGCCACAUCAAAGACCUCUGACAAAGGUGUCUGUGUUUAUUGCGGCAGUGGACCAUUCACUAGUCUGGACAUCCACAUGAGGACCUGCUCUAAGCAGAAGGGCUUAAAAUGCUCUGUGUGCAAAGUAUUUUUUCCUACUGAAUCGGUCCUGGCGGAUCAUAUGGUUUGCUAUCACAGCACCACCAUGUCCACAGCACCCCAUACCAAGUCCAGAGCAUCCCAUACCAAGACUCAGAGACCCCUGAAGGUACCUGUCUCCAUUGUGGCAGAGGUCCAUUCAGUAGUCUGGACAUCCACUUGAGGAUCCUGCUCUGGGAAGAAGGGCUUCAAAUGCUUUGUUUGCAAUGUUUUCUUCCCUACAGAGACAGCCCUGGCCGACCAUAAGGUUCUUGUUCACAGUAUCCCAUCAGAGACCCCUGAACAAGGUACCUGUGACCAUUGUGGCAUUGGGCCAUUCACUAAUCUGGACAACCACAUGAAGACCUGCUCUAAGAGGAAGUGCAUCCAAUGUUCUGUGUGCAAGUUUUUCUUUCCUAGUGAUGUCCUGGCCAACCAUAUGAUUUCCUAUCACAGUACCAAAUCCCGAGUUCAGAGCCCAGUCACAGAGACACAUGACAAAGGUGCCUGUGUCCAUUGCGGCAGAGGGCCCUUCACUAGUCUGGAACAUCACAUGAAGUACUGCAAUAAGCAGAAGGGCAUCCAAUGCGUAAUGUGUAAAGCUUACUUUCUUACUGAGGGCAGUCUGGUGGACCAUAUUGUUUUGGCUCACACUGACAAGCUGGUGACCCAAGCUGGUGGGUCCUCCGCCACAACAUUCUCCUUCGUACCCAUGGCUAUCUCUACCACCUCAGGCCAGCAGAGCCCCAGUAGCCCCACCCUGAUGUGUUACAGUAGUGGUGUCAAGGAGCUGAAACGACUGGCCCCAGUCCCUGUGGCUGAUCAGGGCCCCAGUGCAGUUGGCCAGCUAACACCUGUUGGACAGUCUACUGUGUCUCUGCCUAGAGUAAUGCUGUCUACCACCACCUCUUCCCCAUCCUAUUCCCAGCCAGCUGUUCCUGUGAUGGCCACCUUGCUCUUUGACAACACUGGUGGUGGUCCAGGGAAAAUGGCAAGGCUGGUCCCAGUGGCCCCACAAACCAACCCUCCCAAACCGCAGGUCACGGCCCCCACACAGACUAACACAGCAAAGCCCCUUGGGCAGUUCUCUAACCUUCUGCAACAGGCUGUCCAACAGCCGACACCCAGGCCCACUGCCCUAGCCAUGGACCCUAUCAGAUCCCCUCACCCCCAUCACCCCAUCCCCUAG